AUGAAAAAUAACUUGCAUAUAUUUUAUGAAUGCAUUCAAUGCCCAGCCGGCCCUCAAGGGCCACCCGGUCCAAGUGGAACAGUUGGAAGUCCAGGACCGCCUGGACAGCAAGGAUUGCCUGGCCAAUUUGGUGAAGAUGGAAAUCCAGGACCUCCCGGAUGUAAUUUAUUUUUAACAUUUAAUAUUAAAAUAUAUUUAAAUUUAGUAACUGGAGAUAUUGGACCAACAGGUAACAAAUAUCAAAAUAGGAUUGAAAUAAACUUUUAUAUGAAAAUAGGACCUCCAGGAAAUGAUGGUCCAAGAGGACCUUCAGGUCUUCCCGGGCCAAAUGGCCUUCCUGGACCUCCCGGGGAGCAAGGGCCACAAGGACAUCCAGGGCCACCGUCUGGAGUAAUCGGACAAAUGGGACCGCCAGGAAUGAUGGGACCUCAAGGGAUUGCUGGAACUCCAGCUCCCUCUGGAAUUCAAGGACCUCCAGGAUUUCCUGGCACUCCAGGCAGAGAUUCUUCAUAUUGUCCGUGUCCUCCAAGAAACCAGCCACCUUUAAAUUAUGCCAAUGUUCUUAAUCAGCCUGGACAAAUUCCUCCUUACAAAAAGAAACUUUAUUGA
Molecule: messenger RNA, 609 nt
Organism: Meloidogyne enterolobii
Lineage: Eukaryota; Metazoa; Nematoda; Chromadorea; Rhabditida; Meloidogynidae
Source: the annotation of a GenBank genome assembly